CUCUUUGCAAAGCUGCGGCACGGCUGCAAAGAAGCUGCAAACAACAAGCUACUGUCGUUAGGAUUCCCAAUUCUUUUUUUUUUUUUUUUUUUUUUUAUCGAAGUAGGCUCCGGUAGAAGUCAUAGUGCAAGCCUCUCCCUGAAGCCCUCUUUUCCUCGUUCUUAGUGCUAGUUCUUGUACUUGCGAAGGCAGCGAGUGAACAUGGCGGCUGCUGCGGCGGGCGGCGCUGCGAACUCCGGCUCCGGAGCGGAGCUGGUACGCGGGCAGCCCUUUGACGUCGGUCCCCGGUACAGCAACCUGUCAUACAUCGGGGAAGGGGCCUACGGAAUGGUGUGCUCUGCGUAUGACAGGGACAACAAGGUCCGCGUAGCCAUCAAGAAAAUCAGCCCUUAUGAGCACCAGACGUACUGCCAGCGCACCCUGCGAGAGAUCAAAAUCCUGCUGCGCUUCAAGCACGAGAACAUCAUCGGGAUCAACGACAUCAUCCGCACGCCUUCCAUCCACCAGAUGAAAGAUGUAUAUAUUGUGCAGGACUUGAUGGAAACAGAUCUUUACAAGCUCUUAAAGACACAGCAUCUCAGCAAUGACCAUAUCUGCUACUUCCUGUACCAGAUCCUGCGAGGGCUGAAGUACAUCCACUCUGCCAACGUAUUGCACAGGGACCUGAAACCUUCCAACCUGCUGCUCAAUACCACCUGCGAUCUGAAGAUCUGUGACUUCGGACUGGCCCGCGUUGCUGAUCCGGAUCACGAUCACACUGGUUUCCUGACGGAGUACGUGGCGACACGCUGGUACAGAGCACCAGAGAUCAUGCUCAACUCCAAGGGUUAUACCAAAUCAAUUGAUAUCUGGUCAGUGGGCUGUAUUUUGGCAGAGAUGCUGUCAAACAGACCUAUCUUCCCUGGAAAACACUAUCUGGAUCAGCUAAACCACAUUCUCGGUAUUCUGGGUUCCCCAUCGCAGGAGGACUUGAAUUGUAUCAUCAACAUUAAAGCAAGAAAUUACUUGCUGUCUCUGCCACUGCGAAGCAAAGUUCCCUGGAACAGACUCUUUCCAAAUGCUGAUCCUAAAGCCUUGGAUUUACUGGACAAAAUGCUGACAUUUAACCCUCACAAGAGGAUUGAAGUGGAAGAGGCUUUGGCCCACCCCUAUCUGGAGCAGUAUUAUGACCCUACAGAUGAGCCCGUGGCCGAGGCUCCGUUUAAGUUCGAUAUGGAGCUGGACGAUCUUCCCAAGGAAAAACUGAAGGAAAUGAUAUUUGAAGAAACCGCGCGAUUCCAACCUGUCUAUCGGUCAUAAUUGUUCUACAGAGCUGCAGGCCUGGCCGUACUUGGAUGCUGUUGUUUCUCUUGCCAGCUUCUCCUCGGUGGUGUCUUGUGGUUCGUCUUUGCUCCCCGGCAGUGCCAUCACCUGUUUGUGGAGGACAGUCUCUGGUGGCUGUGUCUCUAACCCUUGCUCCGAUCUGUAUAGAUAUUCACUAAACAGCUGAGUUCCCUGCAUGACCAUCGCAUUAAAGAAGUUAAUUCUCUGGAGAGCAGGCUGUGUGGCUGUCAGUCUGCACUGGCUGUUUCUAGGGUGUGGUUCAGUAAAAAAAAAACACGAUAGGUAUUUCAAAUAAAAAGCUGUAUUCAGAGGUUCCCUAAAAUAUACAUAGUGAAGAAUUCAGAUAUUUUUAACAAGCAGAUCAAAGAUGCCCCAUUUAAUUGUAUUAUUUAUAUUUGUACUUUUUUAUAAAAGCUGUUGGUAAUAAUAUUGUUGGUAUAGAAAUAUUUGACUUUGUAAGCACUUGACUUUGUAGGCACUGCACUGUUAAAAUAAUGUACAGUAUUUUUUACAUUGCGCAUCACUACCUAAAACAAGGUAAGCAGUGUCUGUACUGUGCCACACUGAACACGUCGCCACACAGGCAGUGCUUCACACGUUAAAUUCAUUUCUGAAUGGUUUGUAUCCCUUAUUCUAGGCAAAAAUAUUUCAUUAGUCACCUAAAAACACACUGAUAAUACAGAUGUGUGUUUUGAGAUGAAAAUUAAAUUACAUUUGAACCCAAAACAUUUAACACAGUAAAACUCCCUAGUCUAGGGGUGGAAAUUAUUUUUUUCUUUUUUUUAAGUAAUCAAAUGCUGCUUUGUGGUCAGUGAUAGUGCCAGUGCGUGUACUUCUUUAGUACCGUGGUCAUUGCAAAGAUAGACUGUCAUCGUCAUCAUCGUCAUCAUGAUUAUUAUUAUUUUGUAAAGGAGACAUGCUCACUCAAGCACCUUAGCCUAUCAGUGGAUGUACAGAUGCACAAACAAUUGUAAACUUCCCUUAAGAAACAGUAAUGCUGUUCUAGAUCUGUUGAUUCAAUAGAUUCUACUCGAGUGUUGAUGGAGCACUGUGUAGUUUUUACACCAAUUAGGAUGUCCAAAUAGCCAGCUAGCCCCUGAUUCCUUCAUAGUCUUGCAGAGUUCACUUUCUUCAUCUAUGGAAUCGUUAGGCACAACCCAGCAGCAGUUUUUCGCUUUGUGUAGCUCUCCAGUUAAAUGCAAAAUCCAUAAUGGUUUUUUUUGUUUGUUUGUUUGUGUUUUAUUUACAGCAGUAUAUUGCAAUGAAUAAAACCAAAUUAGUUCAAUAUAUAAAGAGAGCACCCAUAACUGCUCAAGAGACUGGUACAAGGUGGAACUGCUUUGUAUAUCUAGAUUUUCUUUUCUUCGCAAUGAUAAGUAAGGCUUGAGUGAGUGUCUCCUUCCAUCUGUCAUAUGCAGUCAAGAGUUUUGUUUGAUUAUUUUCAGGCUGAAGGAAAACGGCCACGUCGCUAGCCCUAAAUCACGAAUGAAAUAACCUGUUCUCUUGCUGUGGAUUCUGCCAAGUAUUUGUGGACGCAGUUGUACAGUGCAGACUUGACUUGUUGUUCUCAAUCUUUCAAGUGUAGAGCCUUCUUUUUCUCCCUUUGUGGUCAAUUUUCUUGCCUUGUAAAUAAUAAUAUAGGGACUGUGCCCUCGCAUGACUGUUAAAAGCUUAAUAUACAAAGACUGUGUAAGUGCCACACUGCUCUCUCAUCCUGGGUAACCCUGUUGUAGCCACACUGACUUGUGUUUGACUACGCUGUGCUCUUCUACUGGAAAUAGUGACGUUUAUUAAUAUUUUAUAUUACAAUUUUUUUCUUUAAAAAAAAAAAAAAAAAAAAAAAAAAAAAAAAACAAAAUGCUCGCUCUCUCUCUCUCUCUCUUGCUCUUUCCAGCAGUUUUACGGUCAAAGUUAAGUUGUAAUUGAAAUACCUGUUAUAGAUUAAACGACAUGGUAUACAA
Messenger RNA from Polyodon spathula (Mississippi paddlefish), 3284 nucleotides. Its product is annotated as mitogen-activated protein kinase 1-like. Gene Ontology annotation, molecular function: MAP kinase activity; ATP binding. Gene Ontology annotation, cellular component: cytoplasm; nucleus. The coding region runs from base 202 to 1299 and encodes 365 amino acids. The transcript is spliced from 9 exons. NCBI's taxonomy places the organism in Eukaryota, Metazoa, Chordata, Actinopteri, Acipenseriformes, Polyodontidae. The record is from RefSeq and is a predicted model, not a curated record. Gene Ontology annotation, biological process: protein phosphorylation; intracellular signal transduction.